GACAGAGAGAAGAAAAGCAUCCGUUCACUUCAAUCAGGACCCUCCACGGUCACGUCUUCUAACAGUAAAUACGAUAGAGCAGGCAGUAUAUUCAUUGUGGCCAUGUUGGACAAUGAACCGGCUCUCAUCACAAGGCACCCCCUAUCACUCCUGUCGAACGCCACACAGCACGACUGCUUGAAGAUGCGUAAGCUCGAUCACGAAAACGUGAACAAAUUCUUGGGUUUCUCCUACGAUGGGAUCGACUACAUAGUUGUUUGGAAAAUAUGUGGGCGAGGCAGUUUACAGGCCAUAUUCUCCAAGUUCUCAAUCUCUAAUGAUGCAUUCUUCACCCUGUGCCUUAUACGAGAUGUUGCGGAAGACAAAGAGAAGAAAAGCAUCCGUUCACUUCAAUCAGGACCCUCCACGGUCACGUCUUCUAACAGUAAAUACGAUAGAGCAGGCAGUAUAUUCAUUGUGGCCAUGUUGGACAAUGAACCGGCUCUCAUCACAAGGCAUCCCCUAUCACUCCUGUCGAACGCCACACAGCACGACUGCUUGAAGGUAUUUUAG
Molecule: messenger RNA, 552 nt
Organism: Cooperia oncophora
Lineage: Eukaryota; Metazoa; Nematoda; Chromadorea; Rhabditida; Trichostrongylidae
Source: the annotation of a GenBank genome assembly